Raphanus sativus (radish) is the source of this 1198-nucleotide messenger RNA. RefSeq lists its product as uncharacterized. The record is from RefSeq and is a predicted model, not a curated record. The coding region runs from base 238 to 990 and encodes 250 amino acids. The transcript has a single exon. Lineage: Eukaryota; Viridiplantae; Streptophyta; Magnoliopsida; Brassicales; Brassicaceae.
ACAUCAACAUCAAUGAAUGAAGAAGGUACUACUAGUAGUAUUAAACAGACUACAAACUAUCAUUAAUAACGCUAAAAAAUCACAUGUUUUAUCAUAACCAAUGUUGUUUUAACUUAUACUAGUACCAAGCAAAAUGCUACAAAAAUAACCAUACCAAUCUUCCAACUCUUCCAAAAACUCUCUCUACACAUCCAAACUCUAAAUUUCAGCUUCUCCGCCGUUCUAAACCGUCAGUCAAUGUGGCGUCCAUCAAGCAAAUCGUCUGUUAAGAUUCACAAAACAUACUCUCCCACCGCCUCCUUCAAAGACAUCCACCACCUCUGCAAAGACAACGAUUCCUCUUCUUCUCCCUCUCUCUCCAGAGUUUUCCGCCGAGUCUGCGCUGCCAACUUGAUCCUCCGUUCCUGGCCAACUCGUCCUCCGUCUGACCACCUCCUCCUCCUCCGCGCAGACUCCGAACCUGUCGUCACUCUACGGCGGAAUCCGGAACCAGAUGCGAUACGGAUCUCUAUCCCCGGCGCGGAGAGUAGCAUCGUCGUGUACUUCACCAGCCUCCGCGUCGUUCGUCCCACCUUCGAGGACUGCCGAGCCGUCACGGCGAUCCUCCGCGCCUUCCCCGUGCGAGUCGACGAGAGAGAUCUCUCGAUGGACGCGUCUUUCGCCGCCGAGCUGGAGCGGAUCUUCGCCGGAGAGAAGGAUCUUCCGACGAAGCUGCCGCGCGUGUUCAUCGGCGGACGGUACGUCGGGGGAGCGGAGGAGGUGAAACGGCUUCACGAGAUCGGAGAGCUGAAGAAGCUCGUGCAGGAGUUUCCGAGGGUUGAGCCAGGGGUUUGUGAGAUGUGCGGCGGUUAUAGGUUCGUGCCGUGCAACGGCUGUCACGGUAGUCACAAGGUGUAUAGGGAGAAGCUAGGUUUCAGAACAUGCUCAAGUUGUAACGAGAACGGCCUCGUCAGGUGUUCGUCUUGUUCGUAUUUCGCAUCUCAGGCCUAGUUCAUAGGUUUUUUUUUGUUUUUUGGUUAUAAUUCUAUAGGGAAAUUGGAAUAUUUUAAUUGGGAAGGGGUAGCUUUCAGCUUGUCUUUAGAUAAUUAGAUUCGUAUAGAUUAAAUGUGAUGUGAACGUGAUUAGCAGCUAACAUUUGUUUUUCUUUGCUGUCAAAGAGUAUAAUGUAAGUGUUAUUAUCUUCAAAAUUUUAAAACUA